Pseudopipra pipra is the source of this 2874-nucleotide messenger RNA. It is a transcript of the gene RILPL2, whose product is annotated as Rab interacting lysosomal protein like 2. NCBI's taxonomy places the organism in Eukaryota, Metazoa, Chordata, Aves, Passeriformes, Pipridae. The transcript is spliced from 4 exons. The coding region runs from base 1 to 636 and encodes 211 amino acids. Gene Ontology annotation, molecular function: protein dimerization activity. The record is from RefSeq and is a predicted model, not a curated record.
AUGCAGCGGGGCCGGCAGGAGGAGGAGGAGGAGCUGGACGACGAGGAGGAGGAGGAUGGGGAUGGCGGCCUGGAGAGCGCUCUGGAGAAGAGCCCGUUCCAGCUGACGGCCGCCGAUGUGUACGACAUCUCGGCCGUGGUGGGCCGGGACCUGCUGCAGCUCCGCGCCGGGCCCGAGCUCCCCGCCGCCCGCGCGCGGCUGCAGUUCAGGAUCGUGCGGGUGCUGGAGAUGCUGGAGGCGCUGGUGAGCGAGAGCAGCGUGGCCGAGGAGCAGCUGCGGCGGGAGCGGGACAGUCUGCGGCGGGAGCUGGAGCAGCUCCGGGCGGCGGCGGCCCCAGGCAGCGCCCCACAGAUCAGCCUUGGACCAGAUAAAAUGGUGAUCGACCUCACAGAUCCCAACCGGCCACGAUUCACGUUGCAGGAGCUCAAAGAUGUGUUGCAAGAGAGAAACCAGCUGAAAGCUCAGCUUCUGGUGGUGCAAGAGGAGCUACAGUGCUAUAAGAGUGGGAUCAUCUCACAGAGAAAGGACCAAACUGAAGAACUGGAAAAAGAAAGCAGUGGCAGCAGCGCUGGCACCAGCAAGGACAGUGAGAAGACAAUCAUCAAACGGCUGUUUUCUUUUAAACAUGGAAAAUGAGCAUCCUCAAGGACUCCUGCUAAGCACGGCACUGAUGAGGGAGGAGACAAGGGCUGGGAGAAGCAGCACCAUUCCUGCUGCAGAGAAUGAGCAACCUCAUCAAAAUUGUGUUGUAUAAUAUUCUUUCAGAAUAGUUUUUACUCUGCUUUUUCAGAAACUGUUUAAAACAGACACUUUUUGUAUUUCUUAGAUUCCUGUCAGAUAUUACCCACGUGUAGAAAUAAACCUUUAUACACAGGUGGGGUUUAUUCUUAUUAAAGGAGCCUGUGAUGAUCAGUAUAACAUAUUUACCCUGUCUAGCUAUCAAAGCACUCAGCCCAAGUGAUUUUGCAAGAUGGAGAUGAUAUUUAAGAGAUACAUGGCAUUCCCAAGUGGCUGUUUGGGGUUGAGAUGAAUGAUAGUGGAGAAGAGCACAGCAAGGGAAGGAAAGCUGCUGCCUCGUGCUCUGCCCACAUGAAGGUCUGAGGUGCAGAAAUGCUCAGACUGGAACAGAUGCACCAAACACCUCAUUUCUGACAGCUGAAGGGCUCCUGGGGAAGGCAGCUGUGUUUUGCAUAAGCUCUCUUCUUCCCAUCAACUGCCACAAGCUGUGUGUUGGCCCCAGUAAUGAGAUUUAUCACCAGUGGAAGGAUAUAGGGCAAACAGAGGAGUGGGAAAAGAAGCCUGAAAGACACCAGUUAGGUUCCCCAUUUAGAAAGGUAGAAUAUCCAGAGCAGAAAAGCCUGAAUAGACAUAAAAGGAGCAGUGACAGGUAUCAAACUCUGAUCUUACUCUCUUCAGAAGUGAAAGCAGGCUCCGAAGUCUUUUGAUUCCCUCUCACACACUGGCAGCAUGAGAAAUAUAGGACACUUCACACAACUGCUGGGAUGCACAAUGUGAGUGUGGCUCAGCAGAAGGCAGAGCUGCAGCCUCCCUUCAGAGUUCCUUGGCAACUGUGCAUGAGAAGGCACCACCACAGAGGUCUGACCUCAGCCACCUGGUAUAGGCAGGGUAUGAACUGCUGAAGUCAUUUUGCCAUCCUCAAAAUAUCAAUCUUAGCCAUGCCCUCAUGAUGUAUUUUGUAAAGCAGGGCAGCAGGGAAGGAGGUUACUGCAUUGCCUGAGCAGAGGCUUUGUGUUCAAAAAUAAAUAAAUAAUCACGAAUUAACAACAGCCAGGAUACACCUCUGAGCUGAAAAGAGAUGUGCUCUGAACUCCAUCCUCCUGUGGUUUAUCCAGGAAUGUAUUUUCCAAUCUCCUUCAAAAAGGGCAGUUUAGCUCCCAACCCAAGGACAUCUUGUAAGCACCGAGAAGUGCUUUACACCAUAUUAGAAGAUGAAAUCUUCCUAACAGGGACAGAGAUAAACAUCCAAAUGGCAGUUUCUGUGAGAAAUAUAUUGAUACCUCAGUUCCUAGGAAAGUCAAGGAUACAUAUGCAGUGCAACAUCAGCUUUAUUUCCAUCUGACCCAGUGCUACUCCAUUAUCAGUUAAGCCUUUCAGAGAAGACAACUUUGUUUUUAUGUAAAACAGGGAGAUCAUUCCCUUUUUUGUUUACAGAAGUGAUGCUGAAGAACAGAGGUUUUAAGCUAUUCAACCUGAUAAAGGACAAGUAAACGUUUAAAUAAAAUAAAAAGAAUCAUUUUACUCUAAUCUUGACUUAAGGGAAGUGCUCUAGUUUAAGGGAAUACUGUACACACUGCUGAGGUCUCUGCUACUGAGACCAGAGAAAAAUCAGUGCCAACUCAGCUAAGUUGGCCUUAUCUUACCUGAAACUCAGUACAUGGAAGGUAACAGGUCUCCAGUUACUCCUUCAGAAACGUGAACAUACCCAGGCUGGCUCUGCCGAGUUUGCCUUGUGUUAAGCAGUAAAUAUCAAGCAUUUAAUAGCUAAUGAUUUUCACAGCUUUCUUUCCAAUGCUCAUGAACUGCAAUGGAGACAGGUAGUAUAGCAGCCACUUCAUCAAUAAUAAAUAUAUUCUUUAUUUUACAGAGACAUUGUCUUCAAGUUUUUAAUUUAAAAAAUACAUCACUAAGCCACCUCUCUUGCUGCUGGAGCACACAACCAGGAUGUUGUUGCUAUCUGACCUAUCACAUAGGCAAGCAUAAGAUUGUCCUAGAGGGCAUUCAGCUGGAACAGCAGCAGCCUUCAAGACAUGAGGAAUAGAAGACAUUAACAGAGCCACAGAUUCCUUGCUGACAUCUUCCAGCAGCAAGUGUGGCUGAUGGCUCACAGCCAUUUUCAUCUACACACAUGCCAAG